Punica granatum (pomegranate) is the source of this 2269-nucleotide messenger RNA. NCBI's taxonomy places the organism in Eukaryota, Viridiplantae, Streptophyta, Magnoliopsida, Myrtales, Lythraceae. The record is from RefSeq and is a predicted model, not a curated record.
GAAGCAUCAACUCCCAGCCUUCUGGUUGUGGCAUUUAUCCAUUUGCCCUCUCAGACGUACGCCACCAAUGGCGGCUCACAAGCUCGGGGUGAUCUUCAGAAACCCCUCUAACGACGCUGAAUUCCUCCUCUACAGACAGCCGCGGCCCCCGAAGUUCGAGGAAGGGGAGGACUACGACCUCUACUCCGACUCUGAUCUCUGGGACUUGCCCUCUACCGCUGAAUUGAACCCCAUCGCAGCAGGAGUGGUCGAGCCUCCGAUUCUGGUGCAAGGCGUAGAACUCUGUUCGGAGAAGAUCGACUUGAGACAAUUCGACCUGAACUCUGCUUUGAUUUCGGUUAUGGGGCGUGUUGGGUUAGGGGUUGCCGACUUGGGGGACUGGAAGUUCUUCAAGUGUGUGGAAGAAGCAGAGUUUGGACCAGGGCCACCUAUCAAUUUCGCGUUUGUUGAGGCGAAAUUGCUGGACAAAAACACGAUUUUACGAGAGCAUUGUAAAUGGAUGUCUAUACAUACUUGUCGGGAAUGGCUUGUGAAUGUGAAACCGGGUGGUGUUCGAGUUGGACUCUUGGCCGUUAUUGGUCUAAUAAAUGAAUCCACAGAACCAACAAAAUUUCAAGUGCCAUCAACCUUAAGAUUUCAGGAGUACCCUCCCGGUGUUGUUGUUAUCCCAAUGAGAAGUAAGACAGCAAAGCCUUUUCACACCACAAAUUUGGUCGUGUUUGCUCCUGAAAAUGAUUCAGGGGAAUGCAAAGACGGUAGUUUUGUCGCUUCCGGUGAUGCCCUAAUAGUGGAUCCGGGAUGCCGAUCCGAAUCUCUUGAAGAGCUCAGGGAAAUCGUGGCUGCUUUGCCAAGAAGAUUGAUCGUUUUUGCCACCCACCAUCACCGUGAUCAUAUUAAUGGGCUCUCGGUUAUCCAAAAAACAAAUCCUGACGCCAUCCUAUUAGCACAUAAAAACACCAUGUCUCAUAUUCAUAAAGAUGAUUGGAAUUCGGCUUAUACAUUUGUUUCUGGAUCAGAAGAUAUAUGUGUUGGAGGGCAAAGAUUGAGUAUCAUAUUUGCACCGGGACAUACAGAUGGUCAUUUGGCACUUCUACACAACAGUACUAGAUCACUGAUUGUAGGUGAUCAUUGUGUUGGACAAGGAAGCGCUUUUUUGGAUCUCUAUUCUGGUGCAAGUAUGGCUGACUACUUCAAGACGACUUACAAGUUCAUGGAGCUUUCCCCACACGCUUUGAUCCCUAUGCACGGAAGGGUCAGUUUUUGGCCAAAGCACAUGCUUUGUGGAUAUCUUAAGAAUCGCAGAAGUAGGGAGAAGUCCAUCCUUAGAGCCAUAGAAAGGGGAGCAGAGACAUUGUUUGAGAUCGUUGUGAAGGCAUACUCUCGGAUAGACCACAGUUACUGGAUCCCAGCCUCAUGGAAUGUUAAGCUUCAUGUGGAUCACCUGGCCCUACUUGAUAAGUUACCGAAGUGCUUCUCUAUCGAGAGAUUCAAUAGGAGUCUCGGUUCAUUUGCUGCUGAGUUGGACAAGUUCGAGGCGAAAUCUUCUCUAUGAUUAACUGAUCAGUCUGCCUCAUAUCAGGGUUUCUCAUUGCACAGGUUAUGAAUUUACCCAUAAAAUUGCAAAGUUCUGAACCUGCGCCCCAACACCAUUUGUAAGUUGAGUUUAUUAAAUUAUGGUGUGGUUUAUUAUUUAGCAUGCACUCAUUUUUGCCGGGGCUCAGUGGCCGAGUAGACAACAUAGCAGCUUACAUCAGGCUACCCACUGCGCUAGCAUAAGGGACACUAUGGAUUACACGCUCUGCUAUUGGGGUACUGAGUUAUGCCUGGUCAGAUAUAUCGAUGCUGCGCUAGAAACAUGGAUGAACAAAAGUCAGCUUAUGAACGGAAGUAUUGUGACCUGGGCUGGCAAGAAAUGGACCAACAGUCUUGUACGUGAUGGAAGCAAAAUUUGUUGCGCCUUUUGCUGCUACUGUGCAAGAAGCCGUACGGCGAAAAUGCUUCCGGCAUGACCUCGAUGUAUUAGAGAGGACAGAUCCUAUCUUAAUAUGUAUUUGAAGAUGUUUCCUGCAUGACCUCGAUGCAAGGUAUAACUUAGGGAUGUGAUUGCGCAAAAGGAAGUGGUCCUGAAGCUCAAGGCCAGAGUCAAAUAAAUGGUUAAAAAUUAUAAUAAAAAUAUAUAUAAUUGUUUGUGCAUAUGUUUUCAUUCCAAGUACAUAUAUUGUUAUGAAAUUUUAAAUAUUAUGUUUUAUGUUUCCUUUUAUUAAAUUUA